AUGUCCCCCUUGUGGGUGUCGCAAAAUGGGAUGUUUCGGCUGGAUAAUCGUUACGGAGUUUACUACUUCUUUGGAGGUGAACGCCCAUGCCUCGACGCCGCACAGAUGUUCUUCUUUAGGAAGAAGCAAACCCCCGCAGAGGGGGCAGAAGGGGAGGAGAAAAAAGAAAAGGCCAAGGAGGAUGAUGUGGUAACCCAAGAAAAGGCCCCAGUUAAUAACCCCUUUCAGAACAUCCAAAAGGGUAGCCAGGAAGGGAAGACAGAAAACGAUUUGCUGCAACAUGACAUUGAAAAUGAAGGCGAAAGUAAAAAGAAAAAAGAAAAUAAAAAAAGCUUAGAGGGGAAGGUACUCUCAGGGGAGAAAAAUGAGAAAGAGCUAUCCACCCAAGUGGGGAAAGCCGGAAACAGUGAACAUACAAACGGACAAGCAACACACAGCAAAGUUGCACGAGAAGAAGGGACACCCCCUAGUAGUAACAACAUCCGGAGAGACACAUACAGAUUGUUUCCCACCGGAAUGAAAAAGAAAAAAAUCAACCUGUAUAGCUCAUCCAGUUCGUCAGACGCCUCCUCAAAUGAAGACCUAUUUAUCGGUAAAAGUAAAGGAAAAAUGGAGACCCUCAAAGGGGGGAAAUACAACCAAAGUAGGAAGGACAGAAGGGAGGAAUCCCAACGAGACAACCACGUCAGUAAUGGUACCACUACCACGAACCCAGUUAGUGGUAACAGCAAGAUUUUUGCCAACGUCGCUAGUGGGGGUGAGAAACUGAUUUUCUUAACAAAAAGGGACAGAGAAGAAAUGAAGAGAAAGGCGGAUAAAAGAGAAAAUGAAAAAAUUCCUAUGGAGGAAGAAGACCAUCCAAGGGGGAAGUUCCGGGGGAAGGAGGUCGAAGACGCAAAGAGGAGGAAGAGGGAGAUCGAUACGAAGACCGACGCGAAGGAUGACAGGCAUAGGGUAAGGAGGAACUCCGAAUCGAAUGAGGAGGUAAGGAGGCGGAAGUUGCCAAAUGGGGAUUCUACCGAGGAGCAAAACGAUGGAAGAAGCAAAACGGUUAUGGAGAGCCGUUUCAGCGGGACCAGUACAUACACGAAGGUUGAAUCGUCCCUGGCGGAGCUGAACAUGCUUAACAUAAGCGCCAUCGAACGGGAAAGCCAAAGGGAAAAGGAAUUAGAAAUAAUAAAGCAGCAAUAUUUAGGAUUAAAUAAAAAGAAGAAGAAAAUGCAAAAACCGUCGGAAAAGUUUAGGAACAUUUUCAACUUUGAAUGGGAUCAAUCGGAGGACACCUCCAGAAAUGACACGAAUCCAUUAUACCAGAAUAGACUGGAACCGCAGUUGCUGUUUGGACGGGGGUACAUUGCAGGUAUAGACGUCAGAGAGCAGAGAAAGAAAAAUAAUUUCUACGAUAAGUUAGUGCAAAAUAGGAUUAACUUUAGUGUGAAGAAAGGAGCUAUGGAGGAUAGUUCCCUCAAGAAGGAUCUCCACCAUAGGGGCGGCACAAAGACCAGUAGCAACAGCGAGCAUGCCACAUCUAACCAUGUAGGUAUGUCAGAUCUGGCGAACACACCGAACCCAAUGGAGCAUCUAACGAACCCAAAUAAUCACUCCCUAAGUAGAAGCAAAACAGGGGAAUUCAUCUACGAACCGAAGGUGAACAACAUCAUCGUAGAUGUGCACAACAAGCACUGGAGUGAGAAGAAGAGAGAAGAAAUGACAGACAGAGAUUGGCGCAUUUUUAGAGAGGACAACGAAAUAUACAUAAAAGGAGGAAUCGUGCCAGCACCUAUUAGACGAUGGGAAGAAUCCAACCUUUCGAACGAUUUGUUAAAAGCUAUUAAAAAAGCAAAGUAUGAAAAGCCCACUCCGAUUCAGAUGCAAGCUAUACCGAUAGCCCUCGAAAUGAGGGAUCUAAUUGGAAUCGCAGAAACGGGUUCAGGAAAAACAGCCGCAUUUGUUUUACCUAUGCUUUCUUACGUGAAACAACUCCCCCCAUUGACAUACGAAACGUCGCAGGAUGGGCCCUACGCUUUAAUUAUCGCGCCGUCCAGGGAGCUAGCCAUCCAAAUUUUCGACGAAACGAACAAGUUUGCUUCGUAUUGCUCAUGUAGAACCGUAGCAGUGGUGGGAGGAAGGAACGCAGAGGCACAAGCAUUUGAGUUAAGAAAAGGAGUGGAAAUUAUUAUAGGGACCCCGGGAAGAAUACAAGACUGCUUAGAAAAAGCAUACACCGUGUUGAAUCAGUGCAACUAUGUAAUCCUGGAUGAAGCAGAUCGAAUGAUGGAUAUGGGGUUUGAAGAAUCCGUGCAUUUUAUUCUAGACAAAAUACCAACGUCCAAUUUGAAGUCAGAAGAUGAGGCGUUAGCCUUACAGGAAGAAAUGAUGGCAAAAGCUGGGCAUCGACUCUACAGACUGACGCAAAUGUUUUCUGCGACGAUGCCACCAGCGGUGGAAAGAUUGUCUAGGAAGUACCUGCGAGCACCAGCAUAUAUAUCCAUUGGAGACCCCGGAGCUGGUAAACGAUCCAUAGAACAAAAAUUAGAAUUCACUACGGAAGGAAAGAAGAAGCAGAAACUGCAGGAAAUUCUAGAAGUGCAUGAACCUCCGAUCAUCGUUUUUGUGAACCAAAAAAAAGUGGCAGACAUUAUUGCAAAGUCGAUUAGUAAAAUGAAAUUCAGGGCAGUUGCUCUGCAUGGUGGUAAGGCACAAGAAUUGAGAGAACAAACACUGAACUCUUUUAAAAAUGGAGACUUCGAUAUUUUAGUGGCAACAGAUGUUGCUGGAAGAGGUAUCGAUGUGCAGGGAGUCAAACUUGUUAUAAAUUUUGAUAUGCCCAAAGACAUCGAAUCGUACACACAUCGGAUUGGACGUACUGGCAGGGCUGGACAGAAGGGAUUGGCAAUUUCGUUUAUAACGGAGCAGGAUUCUCACCUGUUUUACGACCUGAAGCAGUUCCUCAUAUCGUCGAAUAACAUCGUGCCCAUGGAGCUGGCCAACAACCCUGCCUCGAAGGUCAAGCCUGGCUCGGUCAUGCACACCCCGAAGAAGGCCCCGGUCGUGUUUAAGGGGUAA
Plasmodium coatneyi is the source of this 3066-nucleotide messenger RNA. RefSeq names its product Snrnp protein. Gene Ontology annotation, cellular component: catalytic step 2 spliceosome. Gene Ontology annotation, biological process: mRNA splicing, via spliceosome. Bases 1 to 3066 code for a protein of 1021 amino acids. NCBI's taxonomy places the organism in Eukaryota, Apicomplexa, Aconoidasida, Haemosporida, Plasmodiidae. Gene Ontology annotation, molecular function: ATP binding; RNA binding; RNA helicase activity. The transcript is spliced from 2 exons. The record is from RefSeq and is a predicted model, not a curated record.